AUGGAUUCCGACGAGGAAUACAUGUCUCCCAUGUCGAGCGAUGAUGAGAUGAUGCAGGAAUAUAGCGGGGAUGAGAUGUCUGCGGCUGAAGACUUCGAAGACGACUUUGACGAGCCGGAUCCUGAUUUUGGUCUGUCGCCAAAGGAUCUGGGCAAGGCCAAGCAGCCGGCUCACAUCAUUCCCUUCAAGGUCUACGAGCCGUCCGAUAUUCAACGCCAGCAGGAUGAUAUGAUCAACGAGGUGAACAUGAUUUUGGACAUGCAAAAGGAGGAUGCCGCCAUCAUGCUGCGGCACUUUCGAUGGAACAAGGAAAGAUUGCUCGAAGACUACAUGGAUCACCCUGAACAAGUUCUUGAGGCUGCGGGUUUGAGCCGCCAAAGUUUUUCUUUGCCCAAGCUAGAGACUAUUCCUGGCUUCUUUUGCGAUAUUUGCUGCGAGGAUGAGGAAGGCUUGCAAACCUUUGCCCUGCACUGUGGUCACAGAUACUGUGUCGACUGUUACCGUCAAUACUUGACUCAGAAAAUCAAGGGCGAAGGCGAGGCCGCGAAGAUCCAAUGUCCUUCGGACGACGGUUGUGGUCUUGUGCUUGAUUCUCGCUCGCUGGAUUUGCUCGUCACUCCCGAGCUGACGGGUCGGUAUCGCGAACUGCUCAACAGGACCUAUGUUGAGGAUAAAGACUUUUUCAAGUGGUGCCCAGCGCCAGACUGUCCCAAUGUCAUAGAGAGCAGCAUCAAGAAGAAGGAUCUGGACAGGAUUGUUCCGUCGGUAGAGUGCCUGUGUGGCUGCAGAUUUUGCUUUGGCUGUCCGAACUCUGACCACCAGCCCGCUCCCUGCGACCUGGUCAAGAAAUGGCUCAAGAAGUGUGAAGAUGACUCGGAGACGGCCAAUUGGAUCUCGGCCAAUACAAAGGAAUGCCCCAAAUGCAGCUCAACCAUAGAGAAGAAUGGGGGCUGUAACCACAUGACCUGCCGCAAGUGCAAGCAUGAAUUCUGCUGGAUGUGCAUGGGAUUGUGGUCGGAACACGGCACCAGCUGGUACAAUUGCAACCGGUACGAAGAAAAGAGCGGCUCCGAAGCUAGGGAUGCCCAAGCCAAGUCUCGUACGUCUUUGGAGCGAUAUCUGCAUUAUUACAACCGAUAUGCCAACCACGAGCAGUCUGCCAGGCUGGAGAAGGACACUGCUUGCAAGACGGAGAAGAAGAUGAUACAGCUACAAACCACGUCGGGAAUGUCGUGGAUAGAAGUGCAAUACCUCCACUCCGCAGCUCAGGCCUUGCAGACGUGCCGCCAGACGCUCAAGUGGACAUACGCCUUUGCCUUUUACCUGGCGAGAAACAAUCUGACGGAAAUAUUUGAGGACAAUCAGAAGGAUUUGGAAAUGGCGGUUGAGAAUUUAUCCGAGAUGUUUGAGAUGCCUAUUCAAGAGUUGUCGGAUCCCAAGCUCAAAGUCGACAUCAUGGACAAGACGUCGUAUUGCAACAAGCGUCGCGUGAUUUUACUCGAGGACACUGCCGAGAACCUCGCCAAGGCGAGAUGGACAUUCAACCCAGACUUGACGAACGCUUCACCAGCAGCCGCGCGACGCUGA
Molecule: messenger RNA, 1587 nt
Organism: Ustilaginoidea virens
Lineage: Eukaryota; Fungi; Ascomycota; Sordariomycetes; Hypocreales; Clavicipitaceae
Exons: 3
Coding region: 1-1587 (528 amino acids)
Biological process (GO): ubiquitin-dependent protein catabolic process; positive regulation of proteasomal ubiquitin-dependent protein catabolic process; protein polyubiquitination
Cellular component (GO): cytoplasm; ubiquitin ligase complex
Molecular function (GO): zinc ion binding; ubiquitin conjugating enzyme binding; ubiquitin protein ligase activity
Source: RefSeq, a predicted model, not a curated record